UUAGCUUAGCUCGUUCUUGGUACAAUCAGAAAAGGCUUAACCGCGUUUCAAGUAACACGUCCGUGCGUUCCAAACUUGAAUUUGACGUUUAAAUUACGCAUUUUUUAAAUAAAAAAUUGUGCCGGUUACAAAUUCUAGUGUUGUGACAAAAUAAGUAAUCAUGAUCCUAGUCCUGGUCUGGGUGGCGGUGCUGAUCGCCGUGGCCGUGCUGUACCUCCGUCAGAUCUACUCCAGAUUCUCUCGAUAUGGCGUGAAGCACUUCAGGCCGGUGCCCCUCCUGGGCAACAUGACCAGGAUGGUCCUCAAACAAGAUCACCUCAUAGAUGAUAUCCUGAGAUACUAUAAUAGCUUUCCUGGAGAGAGGUUCGUGGGUAGGUUUGAGUUCAUCAAUGAGAUGGUGGUCAUCCGCGACCUUGAGCUGGUGAAGAAAAUCGCGGUCAAAGACUUUGAACACUUCCUCGAUCACCGCUCUGUCUUCAGUUCCAGUGACUCUUUCUUUUCUAGAAACUUGUUCUCUUUGAAAGGUCAAGAAUGGAAAGACAUGCGUUCGACUUUAAGCCCAGCUUUCACCAGUUCUAAGAUGCGUAUGAUGGUGCCCUUCAUGGUGGAAGUUGGUGACCAAAUGAUGGAUGCAAUAAGAAAGAAGAUCAAAGAAUCUGGAAAUGGCUACAUAGACCUCGAGUGCAAGGACCUGACGACUCGUUAUGCCAACGACGUCAUAGCGUCCUGCGCCUUCGGUCUGAAGGUGGACUCCCACAACGAAACUGACAACGAGUUUUACACCAUGGGCAAGCUGUCUUCCACCUUCAAAUUCCGUGACAUGCUCAUGUUCUUCGUUAUUGCAAAUGCGCCUACAGUUGCUAAGAUCCUGAAACUGGAUUUCCUUUCGGAAGCGGCGAAGAAGUUUUUCAGGAAUUUAGUCCUUGAUACCAUGAAGAAUCGUGAGCUGAACCAUAUCAUUAGACCUGAUAUGAUUCAUUUGCUUAUGGAAGCUAAAAAAGGUAAACUGACUCAUGACGAAAUCAAAUCUAAUGAUGUGGCUGCUGGCUUUGCGACAGUUGAAGAAUCUGCCGUAGGACAGAAGGAAAUUACUAGAGUGUGGACUGAUGAAGACCUCAUCGCUCAGGCAGUAUUAUUCUUCAUCGCCGGUUUCGAGACCGUGUCUUCUGGCAUGUCAUUCCUGCUGUACGAGCUGGCUGUGAACCCUGACGUCCAGGAGCGCCUGGCACAGGAGAUCAAGGAGAACGAUGCCAAGAACGGCGGCAAGUUCGACUUCAACUCCAUUCAGAAUUUGCAGUACAUGGAUAUGGUUGUGUCUGAACUGCUGCGCCUGUGGCCUCCUGGGGCAGCACUGGAUAGGAUCUGCACUAAGGACUACAAUUUGGGAAAACCUAACGACAAGGCCAAACAUGAUUUCAUUGUCCGCAAAGGCACAGGUAUCAGCAUACCAGCGUUUGCCUUCCACCGAGACCCCCAGUUCUUCCCGAACCCUGAAAAGUUUGACCCUGAACGGUUCUCUGAGGAAAACAAGCACAACAUCCAGAGUUUUGCCUACAUGCCCUUCGGUAUUGGACCUAGGAAUUGUAUAGGAUCAAGAUUUGCACUCUGCGAGAUGAAGGUGAUGGCAUACCAGAUUCUGCAGCAUAUGGAGGUAUCUCCCUGUGAGAGGACUUGCAUACCAGCCAAGCUUGAUACUGAGACCUUCGGCAUGCGACUGAAAGGAGGCCACUGGCUUAGAUUCAGACCUAGGCAGUAUAUUACAAUGCUCCUUUUAAUCUGGGCGUUAGUCCUAGCUGUCAUAGUGUUGCGGGACCUCAAACGACUUUACUCUACAUUCAGUAAGGAUGGCAUCAAGCACUUCAAGCCAGUCCCACUGCUGGGCAACAUGAGUUCCGUCAUAUUCCGAAGAAACCAUUACGCUGACAAUAUUCUCAAGUUUUACAAAAGUUUUCCAGGAGAAAAGUUCGUUGGCAGAUUUGAAUUUGUUAACCAGUCCAUUGUGAUCCUAGAUUUAGAGCUGGUGAAGAAGAUUACUAUCAAAGACUUUGAGCAUUUUCUCGAUCAUCGUAACUUUGGAGCUGAAUCAUUUUUUAACAGAACUUUGUUCUUAUUAACAGGUCAAGAAUGGAAAGAUAUGCGGUCCACACUGACUCCAGCAUUCACCAGUUCCAAGAUACGUCUGAUGGUGCCUUUCAUGGUAGAAGUUGGAGAUCAGAUGAUUUUGUCUCUCAAAAAGAAGCUGGAAGAAUCGAAAGAUGACUACAUCGAGGUUGAUUGCAAGGACCUCACGACACGCUACGCCAAUGACGUGAUAGCCUCUUGUGCCUUCGGUCUGAAGGUAGACUCUCACAUGGAUCGUGACAACCGGUUCUAUGCAAUGGGCAGGUCACUAUUUGAGUUCAGCUUUCGCACAAUGAUCAUGUUCUUUGUGCUUCUGAAUGCACCGAAAGUUGCCAAGUUUUUCAAAUGGGACAUUGUGCCAGCUUCAGUCAGGAAAUUCUUCACAAACUUGGUGCUGGAUACAAUGAAGGAUCGGGAGAUGCGACAUAUUAUCAGACCUGAUAUGAUUCAUUUGCUUAUGGAAGCCAAUAAAGGUAAACUAACCCAUGAAGAUAUAAUAUCUAAUGACAACGCUGUUGGAUUUGCUACUGCUGAAGAAUCUUCAAUUGGAUUGAAUACUUCAAAAAGAGUAUGGACGGACGAGGAUAUAGUUGCUCAAGCAUUUGUAUUUUUCGCUGCUGGCUUUGAAACGGUAUCAGCGACGAUGGCUUUCUUAUUGUACGAGCUGGCAGUUCACCCUGAGGUACAAGAACGAUUGGCACAGGAGAUCAAGGAAUAUGAUGAUAAGAACGGUGGCAAGUUUGACUUCAACUCCAUACAGGACAUGAAGUAUAUGGACAUGGUUGUUUCUGAGGUUCUGAGGAAAUGGCCAGCACCUUUGGUUUUGGAUAGAAUAUGCACUAAAGACUAUAAUCUUGGGAAACCAAACAAUGCAGCUGAAAAAGAUUAUAUCAUUCGCAAAGGGUCAGGAGUCCAAAUACCGGUGUAUGCCUUCCACAACGACCCUCAGUACUUUCCUAAUCCUGAGAAGUUCGACCCUGAACGUUUCUCUCCAGAUAACAAACACAAAUUCAAUGCAAAUGCGUACAUGCCUUUUGGUGUUGGACCAAGAAAUUGCAUAGGUUCAAGGUUUGCUCUCUGCGAGGUGAAGGUGAUAACAUACCAGAUUCUACGUCACAUGGAGCUGUCUCCCUGCAAGAGUACAUGUAUUCCCGCCAAGCUUGCGACCAACAAUUUAAAUCUCAGACUGAAAGGUGGACACUCUCUUAGGUUUAAACUCAGGAAGUUCGUGGGUAGAUUUGAAUUUUUAACUGAGUCAGUAAUGAUCCGGGAUAUUGAGUUGGUGAAGAAAAUCACUGUCAAAGACUUUGAACACUUUUUGGACCACCGAACUUUUGGAGAGAACACAUUUUUUGCCAGAACUUUGUUCUUUUUGAAAGGUCAAGAAUGGAAAGACAUGCGUUCGACAUUGAGUCCAGCGUUCACCAGUUCAAAGAUACGAUUGAUGGUGCCUUUCAUGGUAGAGGUUGGUGACCAGAUGAUUUUGUCUCUCAAGAAGAAAAUCAAGGAUGCGGAAGGUGGCUAUGUAGAUAUAGAAUGUAAGGACCUUACAACUCGCUACGCCAACGAUGUGAUAGCCUCCUGUGCUUUCGGUUUGAAGGUGGACUCUCAUACAGAUGAGGACAACCAAUUCUAUGCUAUGGGCAAAACAGCGACCACUUUCAACUUUCGGCAAAUGCUGAUGUUUUUCCUUCUUAUCAAUGCACCUCAACUCGUUAAGUUCUUUAAGUACGAUAUGAUAUCGGAACCCAUCAAAAAGUUCUUUAGGAGCUUGGUACUAGAUACAAUGAAGGAUCGAGAUUUGCACAAUAUAAUUAGACCUGAUAUGAUUCAUCUGCUUAUGGAAGCCAAGAAAGGACAACUAUCACACGAAGAUGUUAAACCCAAUGACGAAGCUGCAGGAUUUGCAACUGUCGAGGAAUCUGCAGUUGGCCAGAAGGAUCUCAAUCGAGUUUGGAAAGACGAUGACUUAGUAGCCCAAGCUUUCUUGUUCUUUGUGGCUGGCUUUGAGUCCAUCUCGUCUACCAUGACUUUCCUAUUGUACGAGCUGGCUGUCAAUCCUGAGGUACAGGAACGCUUGGCGAAAGAAGUCAGGGAGUAUGACAAUAAUAAUGGUGGGAAAUUUGACUUCAAUUCUAUACAGAAUAUGGCGUAUAUGGAUAUGGUUGUUUCGGAACUAUUGAGACGUUGGCCGCCGGCAGUGGCUAUGGAUAGAAUGUGCAACAAAGACUAUAAUAUGGGCAAACCAAACGAGAAAGCAGAGAAAGAUUUCAUUCUUCGUAAAGGAUGUGGCAUUCAAAUACCGACAUUCGCCUUUCACCAUGAUCCUAAAUUUUUCCCUAACCCUGAGAAGUUUGACCCUGAACGUUUCUCUGAAGAAAAUAAGCACAAGAUCAACCCACUUACGUACAUGCCUUUCGGGUUUGGACCUAGGAAUUGCAUUGGAUCAAGAUUUGCUCUCUGCGAGCUGAAGGUGAUGACAUACCAGAUCCUACGGCACAUGGAGCUGUCUCCCUGUGAGAAGACUUGCAUUCCUGCACAACUUGCUACUGACAACUUGAACCUGAGACUGAAAGGAGGACACUGGCUUAGAUUUAGACUGAGGAUCUUCACACUCUCGCAUACUGAAUUGGGCUGUGAAAUGAUGAUGCUACUACUAUGUCUGGCAGUUUUGGUGAUAGUGGUGGUGUUCUACCUCCAGAAGGCACACUCGACGUUCAAGGAGAAAGGCGUUAAGUAUCUGAAGACAAUCCCAAUAUUAACUGACUUGUGCUCCAUGUUGAUGCCUAGCGAACACAUUGGAGAGACUAUCAAGAGCUUGUACAACAGCUACCCCGAGGAAAGAUUCGUCGGCAAAUAUGAUUUUUUGAAAGAGUCUGUAGUAAUCCGUGAUAUUGAACUAUUGAAGAAAAUCACCAUUAAAGACUUUGAACACUUUGUAGAUCAUUCUAGUCCUGGACCUGAUGACUCUUUGUUUGGCAGGAGUUUGUUCUUUUUGAAAGGUCAUGAAUGGAAAGACAUGCGCACAUCUUUAAGCCCAGCAUUCACAAGUUCCAAGAUACGUCAAAUGGUGCCUUUCAUGAUGGAAGUUGGUGAACAAAUGAUGUUGUCUUUGAAGAAAAAGUUGAAAAACUCUGGAGGAGACUACAUAGAUGUUGAGUGCAAGGACCUAACGACGCGCUUUGCCAAUGAUGUGAUAGCUUCUUGCGCCUUCGGUCUGAAGGUAGACUCUCACGCCGAUGAAGAUAAUGAGUUCUAUAAAAUGGGAAAAGCAGUAUCUUCUUUUAAGUUUUCUCAAAUUUUGUUUUUCAUCCUGUUAUCAAGCCUGCCUUUUGUUAAUAAGCUUAUCGCCGUUGACGUUGUGCCGAAGCCAGCGCAGGAUUUCUUCAGGCGCUUAGUAUUAGACGCGAUGAAAGAGAGGGAACAGAAGAACAUUUUUAGACCUGAUAUGAUUCACCUGCUUAUGGAGGCCAAAAAAGGCAAACUAUCUCAUGAAGAAGUCAAGUCUAAUGAUGAGGCAGCUGGUUUCGCAACCGUCGAAGAAUCUACAGUUGGUAAAAAACAAUUGAUUAGAGUAUGGAAGGAUGAUGACCUAGUCUCUCAAGCGUUCCUGUUCUUUGCUGCUGGAUUUGAAUCAGUGUCCUCCAGUAUGUCAUUUCUUUUGUAUGAGCUGGCUUUGAACCCUGACGUACAGGAGCGACUGGCGCAGGAGAUCAGAGACCAUGACGCUAAGAGUGGUGGCAAGUUCGACUUCAGCUCCAUACAGAGCUUGAAGUAUAUGGACAUGGUUAUUUCAGAACUUUUAAGAAGAUGGCCACCAUUUGUGGUUUUGGACAGACAAUGCACAAAGGAAUAUAAUUUGGGGAAACCAAACCCUGAUUCUGAAAAAGAUUAUAUUUUACGUGAAGGCGCGGAUAUUCUGGUACCGGUGUAUGGAAUCCACUUAAAUCCUGAGUACUUCCCUAACCCUGAGAAGUUUGAUCCUGAACGGUUCUCCGAUGAAAACAAACACAACAUCAAACCAUUCACAUACAUGCCUUUCGGUAAUGGACCUAGAAAUUGUCUUGGAUCGAGAUUUGCUCUGUGCGAGAUGAAAGUGAUAACAUACCAGUUAAUCCGGCACAUGGUGCUCUCCCCUUGUGAGAAGACCAGCAUCCCUGCCAAGUUGUCUCCCGAUCAGUUCAACCUUCGGCUAGAAGGUGGACACUGGCUGAGGUUUAGAUUAAGGGACUAAUUAUUAAUGAAAAUCGUUAUAUCUGAUAUAGAGCUGAUGACUGAAUAUUCAGCAGUGUGCGCGCAGGCUAAGGUUGAUCUUGAAAUUAUUUUUUACGCUUAUGUAACUUUUUUACUAUGCAUUUGUUUAGUUAUAUUA
Helicoverpa zea (corn earworm) is the source of this 6493-nucleotide messenger RNA. RefSeq lists its product as uncharacterized. The coding region runs from base 161 to 6355 and encodes 2064 amino acids. The transcript has 41 exons. The record is from RefSeq and is a predicted model, not a curated record. Gene Ontology annotation, molecular function: oxidoreductase activity, acting on paired donors, with incorporation or reduction of molecular oxygen; iron ion binding; monooxygenase activity. Lineage: Eukaryota; Metazoa; Arthropoda; Insecta; Lepidoptera; Noctuidae.